Molecule: messenger RNA, 4128 nt
Organism: Zingiber officinale
Lineage: Eukaryota; Viridiplantae; Streptophyta; Magnoliopsida; Zingiberales; Zingiberaceae
Product: phosphoglucan, water dikinase, chloroplastic-like
Exons: 19
Coding region: 166-3732 (1188 amino acids)
Biological process (GO): phosphorylation
Molecular function (GO): starch binding; ATP binding; kinase activity
Source: RefSeq, a predicted model, not a curated record
ACGUACUCGACCAAUCCACAGUCGCACUCUCUCGCGCUCUCCCUUCUCUCCCCUCCUCCCACUUUCCCAGGUCUCUCCGUUUCCCACGCCUUCCUCACCGUCCAUUCCGCUUAUAAAUACCCUCCACCUUCUUUCGAUUUCCGAUCUACCCCCAACUACAUCGCCAUGGCCUCUGUCCGCCCCUUCAACACUCUCCUCCGAUCCCCUUCCCACCCCCCGCCCUCCUCCCUCAUGGCGGCGCCUUCUCGCGGCCUUCCCUUCCCUCGCCGAUCUCCUCCUCUUCGUCACCCUCCUCGUCCCUUCUACUGCCGCUCUGCCGCCUCUACAUCCGUCGAGAGGAAGGAGGAGAAGAAGAGGGAUUCUGGCGAAUCGGGGGAGCGGAGGAAGAUCCGCAUCCGCGUUCUGCUCGCUCACCAGGUCAAGUUCGGCCAGCACGUCAGCGUCGUCGGGUCGACUGAGGAGCUUGGAUCGUGGGAGAAGCACGUGGCGAUGGAAUGGACGCCCGACGGAUGGGCCCGCGACCUGGAGGUUCGAGGCGGCGAGUCGGUGGAGUUUAAGUUUGUGAUCUCGUCGGGAGGGAAGAAGGAUAUGGUGUGGGAGAGAGGAGAAAACAGGGCGCUGAUGCUUCCUAAGGAUGGGGGUUUCAGUAUGGUUUGCCGCUGGAACGAGACGGGUGAGGCCUUGGAAUUGCAGAGGAUUGCUGCAGCAGAGGAAAGUGAAGAAUUAUACGGUGGGGAUGGUAAGGAGUCUUUGGUUGAAAUCGGUGGUUUGGACACGGAGGCGGAAGCGAGCCCUUUCGUCGAUCAGUGGCAAGGCAAGGCGGCAUCAUUUAUGCAAUCCAACGAGCAUAGGAGCAAGGAGACGGAAAGGGAAUGGAGGACCGACGGUCUUGAUGGUGUUGCUUUGAAAUUGGUUGAAGGUGAUCGAUCUGCUAGGAAUUGGAGGCGCAAGCUAGAGGUUGUACGAGAACUUUUGACAGAUAUGGAUGGGAAUCGCUUGGAGGCCCUGGUAUAUGCUUCCAUUUAUCUGAAGUGGAUCAAUACUGGGCAGAUUCCUUGCUUUGAAGAUGGUGGCCAUCACCGACCAAACAGACAUGCAGAGAUCUCUAGGUUCAUCUUUCGUGAACUUGAAAGGAUAAACUACACGGAGAAUGCAUCAGCUCAGGAUGUACUAGUGAUUAGGAAGAUACACCCUUGUUUGCCUUCAUUUAAGUCAGAAUUUACUGCUUCUGUUCCUCUAACACGUAUACGUGAUAUUGCUCAUCGAGGGGAUAUUCCACAUGAUCUAAAGCAAGAAAUAAAACAUACAAUUCAAAACAAGCUUCACAGAAAUGCUGGUCCAGAAGAUUUGAUUGCCACAGAGGCAAUGCUUGCUAGGAUCACCAAGACACCUGGAGAGUACAGCGAUGCAUUUGUAGAGCAAUUUAAGAUAUUUUACAAUGAGUUGAAAGAUUUCUUCAAUGCUGGGAGUCUUACUGAGCAACUGGAGUCAAUCAAAGAUUCUUUAGAAGAUAAUAGCUUACAAGCUCUUCAUAUGUUUUUGGAUAGCAAAAAGAAUUUAGAGAAAUUACAGGAAGAAGAAUGUUUUAUUGAAAAUGGAGGGGUUGAGUCACUCCUGGAAACUUUACAAUCUUUGACUAAUAUAAGGUCACUUCUGCUGAGAGGACUUGAAAGUGGUCUGAGAAAUGAUGCUCCUGAUACUGCUAUUGCAAUGCGGCAGAAGUGGCGUCUCUGUGAGAUUGGCCUUGAGGAAUACUCUUUUGUUAUUCUCAGCAGGUUUGUUAAUAUUCUGGAAGAGAUGGGAGGAUCGUCUUGGCUUGCUGAUAAUGUAGGAUCUAAAAAUAUCAGUCCUUGGGCUCAUCCACUUGUUGCCUUAAACAUUGGUUUACGCCAAGUUGGCCUUUCUGGUUGGAAGUUAGAGGAGUGCAAUGCUAUACAGAAUGAGCUUCUGUCUUGGCUACAAAAAGGCAUAUCUGACAAAGAAGGAAGUGAGGAAGGAAAGUACAUUUGGUCACUGAGACUCAAGGCUACUUUAGAUAGAACAAGAAGGUUAACAGAAGAAUAUUCUGAUGCACUUUUACAAAUUUUCCCUGAUAAAGUGCAGAGGCUAGGUCAAGCACUUGGAAUCCCUGAGAACACUGUAAGGACAUACACCGAAGCAGAAAUCCGUGCAGGUGUUAUAUUUCAGGUGUCUAAGCUCUGCACCCUUCUUCUAAAAUCUGUACGGAAUGCAUUGGGAUUCUCAGGUUGGGAUGUUCUUGUCCCUGGAGUGGCUCAUGGGACCCUUUUGCAGGUUGAAAGUAUUGUUCCAGGAUCUUUGGCUUCAUUCACUGAAAAACCUGUCAUUCUGGUUGUCAAUAAGGCUGAUGGGGAUGAGGAGGUCAAAGCUGCAGGAGAUAAUAUUGUAGGGGUUGUACUUCUACAGGAGAUGCCCCACCUUUCUCAUCUUGGUGUCAGAGCUCGACAGGAACAAGUGGCAUUUGUGACUUGUGAGGAUGAUGAUAAAAUAGCUUCCAUAAGGAAAUUUGAAGGAAAGUAUGUUAGGUUGGAAGCUUCAUCUGCUCGUGUUGAAUUGUUUCCAGCAUCUAGAGAUACAGAGGAUUUGCCUCAUGAAAGAUUGAGUAUUUCAAGUUCAUCAAAAAAUGAACUUCCAGCUAAUAACUUGUCCAUUUUGGAUAUUCCUAAUGCGCCAUACUUAAGUGAGAAUUCUUCAGAUCGAACUGAUCGAACUGUGAGUUCACUAGAAGUUUCAGAGGCCACAGCUGAAUCUUCUGGUGCAAAAGCUGCUGCUUGUGGUCUCCUUGUGUCUGUAUCAAAUAGCUCUGAGAAGGUUUACAGUGAUCAAGGGGUUCCUGCUUCAUUCAGGGUUCCUUCAGGUGCAGUGAUUCCUUUUGGAUCUAUGGAGUUAGCUAUAGAAAAAAGUGGUUCAACCAAAUCUUUUCUAUCACUCGUAGAACAAUUAGAGACUGCCAAUCUUGAAAAUGGAGAAGUUGACGGCUUAUGCUCUGAGCUCCACUCAUUGAUUUCUUCCCAACGUCCAUCUGAAGAGACACUGGAAGCCAUUGGGAAAAUUCUCCCAACCAAUACACGUUUUAUUGUAAGAUCUAGUGCCAAUGUUGAGGACUUGGCUGGAAUGUCUGCAGCUGGUUUGUAUGAGUCCGUGCCAAAUGUCAGCCUAUCAACCCCAGAUGUCUUUGGAGCAGCUGUUGCUCGAGUAUGGGCUUCUCUUUACACUAGAAGAUCAGUUUUAAGCCGUCGGGCAGCUGGUAUUCCUCAAAAGAAUGCAUUGAUGGCAGUUCUGGUGCAGGAGAUGUUGUUUCCAGAUCUCUCUUUUGUGCUUCACACAGUAAGCCCUACUGAUCAUGAUGCUCAGCUGGUUGAAGCAGAGAUAGCUCCUGGUCUUGGAGAAACUCUUGCCUCUGGAACUCGUGGCACCCCAUGGAGGCUUUCAUCAGGGAAGUUUGAUGGAAGAGUAAACACCUUGGCUUUUGCCAACUUCAGCGAAGAGCUAUUGGUGCUUAGUUCUGGCCCAGCAGAUGGAGAAGUUAUUCGUUUGACUGUAGAUUAUAGUAAGAAGCCAUUGACCAUCGAUCCCAUUUUCAGGAGGCAGCUUGGUCAGCGUCUAUCCACAAUCGGUUUCUUUCUGGAACAGAAAUUUGGGUGCCCUCAGGAUGUUGAAGGGUGUGUGGUUGGCAAAGACAUCUUCAUUGUUCAAACAAGGCCCCAACCUUAACCAGAGUUACAUCUUGUAUCUUUUUUCAUCUAUGAUGUUGAUCUUGAAGAUAAGGAAUCCUGGUGCUUUAAGGCUAGAGCUGUGCUAGAACAAGUCUAAUCGCUAAGUUUGAAACUGGACGAAGCCAGAGGGAAGGACAAGCAACCAUUUUAUUCGCAGGGGCAAAAUUUCAGUAUCAUAUUAUCUACGUCGAUGGUCCCAUCACCAAAUGGUGCAAAUUUUCUUGCGUAUGAGUUUUACAAAUAAAUACCCACGGAUGACGCUUACAUAUAGCGAUAUACUGAUUCGAAUAAUUCAGAAGGUCAAGGAGUCAGGUUUGAAUCGUUUGGUUGUUUAAUAUUUCAUUGUGUAGUAUUACCAUGAAAUCUGGCAUUUAUUCGUGGAGUUCAUUUCAAA